Molecule: messenger RNA, 2098 nt
Organism: Myzus persicae (green peach aphid)
Lineage: Eukaryota; Metazoa; Arthropoda; Insecta; Hemiptera; Aphididae
Product: aminoacylase-1-like
Exons: 9
Coding region: 632-1834 (400 amino acids)
Biological process (GO): amino acid metabolic process
Cellular component (GO): cytoplasm
Molecular function (GO): aminoacylase activity
Source: RefSeq, a predicted model, not a curated record
CGUAGCGCGGAGAGUGGACACGCUCUGUCGUCGGACACGGUAUGACGAAAUAAAAUGUAUUUUAUCAUGGUCGGACUCGGACAGUAAUAAUCCCGAAUUACGAGUUACAGCUGAGUAAAACGAGUAUAGUGAAAACAGCGAUCAGUAGUGACCCUUGUGUGCCACUGACUAGGCGCCAGCUCGAUGUUAGUAGUCUGUCUUUUUCAUCAGUUGGUCGUUAACCGCAUUCCUGUGUCACGGGCGGCAGAGGAAUGUCUGUAAAUCACGUAUUAUACUAUUACAUAAUAUAUAAUAAUAUAUGUGUACGUGUACAGGAGAGAACAAGAUCGGUGUUCUUUUAGAAUCGACGGCAGCUGCUAUCGACUUAAGUGGGCAAUAAAUAUUAAAUUAUACUACUACCAGUCACCUCUAUGACACACACUUAAUUUAAUAUAUUAUACAUUUAGUGUUAUGUGCGAAUUGGCAUUUGGCAAAAGGAAUUAGUGUCAAACCCAUAAAUACAUACACACAGUGGUUGCUAUAUUAUAUUAUUUUAAACAAUUUUUGACGCAGUGGUGUCUGUAUAACUAUAUACAUAAAACAGUAUACACUAUAAUUACAGGCUGAAUUUUUGAAAAUAAAAAGGAGAAAAAUGUCUUCCAGUAAAGAUGGUGAUGAAAACGAAGCUGUAACUAAUUUCCGAGAAUAUUUACGUAUUCCCACAGUUCACCCUGAUGUUGAUUAUAGUAAAUGUGUGGAAUUUCUAUUGCGUCAAGCACAAAGCUUAAAUCUGCCAUCAAAUAUUUAUUAUAUGGCUCCUGGCAAACCAAUAGUAGUAAUAACAUGGCUUGGACAAAAACCAGAACUUCCUUCUAUACUACUUAACUCUCAUACGGAUGUUGUUCCAGUUUAUUCCGAAUUUUGGACUCACGAUCCAUUUUCUGCACAUAAAGAUAAAAAUGGAAACAUUUACGCUAGAGGAGCACAAGAUAUGAAAUGCGUUGGAAUUCAAUACAUAGAAACAAUACGGAAAUAUUUAAAAGAUAAAUUAGUUUUUGAUAGGACUAUACACAUGUUGUUUGUGCCUGAUGAAGAAACAGGAGGACAUUUAGGAAUGAAAUUGUUUGUUGGUUCACCUGAAUUUGCUUCAUUAAAUGUGGGUUUUGCAUUAGAUGAAGGAUUAGCUAGUAACGAUGAUAGUUUCAGUAUAUAUUAUGGAGAACGAACUCUAUGGCAUCUCCAAAUAAAAUGUACUGGUACACCUGGACAUGGGUCUCUAUUACAUGAAAAUACAGCUGGAGAAAAGUUGCAUUAUGUCAUUAACAAGUUUAUGAAUUGGAGGGAACAUGAAAAAUUAAGAAUGAAGAGUUGUAAAUUGGGUCCUGGAGAUAUCACAUCAAUAAAUUUAACGAUGGUAAAUGGAGGAUGUCAAAUUAAUGUAGUGCCACCAGACUUGACAGUUAGUUUUGAUGUACGACUGAGUAUUGCAGUAGAUGUUAUGACAAUAGAAGAAACUGUUAGAAAAUGGUGUGAGGAAGCUGGUGAAGGUGUAACUUUGGAGUUUAUCGCUAAAAGCCCAUACAUUCAACCUACAAUAAUUGGACCAGAAAACCCUUGGUGGGUUACAUUUAAAAAUGAAUGUGAUAAAAUGAAUUUGAAAACAAAAACGUAUAUAUUUCCUGGCGCAACAGAUAGUAGAUAUAUUAGAGAGAUUGGUAUUCCAGCUUUGGGAUUUUCACCAAUAAAUAAUACUCCUAUUCUUUUGCAUGAUCAUGAUGAUUUUUUGAAUGAGAAGACAUUCCUGGAUGGCAUAGAUAUUUAUUAUAAUAUUAUCAAAAGCCUUGCAUCUAUUUGAGUUACAUUUUUUUAUUUAUCUUAAUAUGUUAAUUAAUUUUAAUGAUGAAAAGUUACAAUAAUUGUUAUUAAUUAUAAGAAUAUUAAACUCGAGAUUUUACUUUAUAAGAAAAAAAAACAAUUUGGGUUUAAAAAUUUUAAAUUUAGUCCUACUUAUUUUGAUGAAAUUUAAUUUUUGUUAAAAAUGUGAUUUAUUUAAAUAAUAUACAGUAAACUCUUGCAAGUGCAAUACUCUGGUAUUUUCAGUAACCCAGCUAAAUUUUUU